This is a messenger RNA of Sinocyclocheilus rhinocerous, 2081 nucleotides long. RefSeq lists its product as uncharacterized. The transcript is spliced from 8 exons. The record is from RefSeq and is a predicted model, not a curated record. Bases 410 to 1423 code for a protein of 337 amino acids. NCBI's taxonomy places the organism in Eukaryota, Metazoa, Chordata, Actinopteri, Cypriniformes, Cyprinidae.
AGUGAAUCAUUUUUUUGGAGCAAGCAAUUGAUUCAAAGUUUCGUUUUACCAGAAACAACACCCCCAACACGACGAAAUAAUGGAAUCGGUGGGGCAUUUUCGGAAUUUAUACAGAGAAAAAGAAGAAGUUAAUGGAGAAGGCGAAGAGGAAAGAAAAUCAAAGACUAGAAUUAAGAAUUUGGCUGCUUUAAAUACAGAAUUAGGUACCGGGUCGAUUUUGACGCACUAUCCAAAAAGCACUGGAUAAUUUAAUCGAUUUAGUGGAGUUAUGAAUAUAAAAAGCAAAUGCAGCAAAUGUAAAGUAAAUAUUGUGUAGGGAAUGAACCGGACUGUGAGGCUGCAGCAGAAACUGGAGCGAUGAAAGGGCCCUGUAACCCAGCAAGUCAUUCACGGGGAACUCGAGGACCGGAUGGACUGGAUUUGUCCAGGGCCGAAUUGUAACCCCAGUCCAGCCCUGAACUCAGCUUAUGAGCAACUGAAGGUUGUGGAGGAGAUCUGGAGGAGAAGGACGGAGAUGGCGGGACCACAGCGAAGAGGCAGUGAGGGAAGAAGAAAAGCCAAAAAAAGAAAACACUCCCACAGCAAGAGCAAAUCUAAGGAGAGUCAGAGGACACGCCUGACGGUUAACCUCCAUUGGUGCCUGAUGUUUUUUCUGCUGUUUUUCUUGCCUCGUGCUUCUUCUCUAACUGUGACGGGACAAAAGGACGGCUAUAUUACCCUGCCGUGUAAUUCAAGCUACAGAGGGGAUUUAUCCACUGUUCUGGUAUUUGGGUCCACAACUGCUUAUGGUAACCAUCAGAAUGAACACUUCAGGGGCCGCGUGCACAAGAGUGGCAACUGUGACCUCAUUCUACAACCCUUAAAGACCACUGAUGCUGGGAAAUACACGUUGCAUGUCAAUGCCAAUGGUCAACCUAAAAGCUACAGUUACGACGUCCAUGUUAAUGUCAAUUUAACAGCACGGGUAGGCGAAGAGGUAAAGUUUGACUAUCUGCCGCGUGAUGCUGAGAGCGUCAAGCAUUUUACAAACACAGACCUAAUAGAUGUGUGGAGAAGAGAGCAGGGUUUCCUGACUGAUCGACUGACCGACAAGAAUGGCCGACCGACCAUUAAAAACUUCACAUCGAGUGAUGCUGGAACAUACAGAGUCCUGAACAAAACAGGAGGAAUCCUGGUCACCGUGACGGUCACAACGGAAUCAGGCACAGCAUCAAAGGACAAACAGGACCGCACACGUGAUGACAAAACUGAUGGCACUGAACGAGCUCAUGUUUGCCCCUGGAGUGUGAUUGGUGUUGUGGGGGUUCUGAUUAUAGUAUUUAUUGUCUUCAUGAUACAUCAAUAUCGGAAAAAGAACAAGGAACAUGAUUCCUACCUAGAGGGUCCCAAUGCAGUAAACCGUACAGGGGCCCAGAUCACCUAACGACAGCAAUGGUUACUUGGUAGUUUGCCUUCAGUGCCAUCAGAUCUGCAGAGGAUCCUGUCAACAUAUCAUUCCUGACUGAAUCAGUUGAUUAAAUGUCUCCACCUACUGGUCACUCCAAUUUGAAGUUCCUUGUGUGGGUAAAUAUACUUUGUAUUAAAGCUCUGACUUAAAUUUCAUAAUUGUUUCAAUUUUAAUGAUGUACUUUAAUAUGGAAUUUGGUCACAUUGUAGUUUUGUUGUUAUUUAACUUUAAAAAUCUAAAAGCAGCACGUUUAGUAAUUUUUGUCCAUUAAAUGGAUCAAUUUUGAAAAUAUUUUUAAAAUAUGUAUCAUGUCUAAAGAUACAGCCAGACACAUUAGUCCUGCUGGUCUAAUGAUAUUAACAUGUUUGCUCACAUUGGCUGUGAGAGAAGCCGUUGCUGUUGUUUUUGAAUAAAGACAUUGGCUAAGUCUCUAUAUUAAAGUAUCUUUAUAAUAAAGUCAUAACUGACAUUUAUACAUAAUUCAAAAAUUGUACAUUUGUAAACUGCAUUGUAAAAAUUGUAUGCUUUCUAUUUCUCUAUAUAGUGCAUAAUUUAUUUUUCUGUUUUUAUAUUGGUGUUAUUUCAUCUUUACUGUGUAAUUCUAUGUAUGUCUGCACUAUCAUGUAUGUUUGAG